UAGCCUGGCCCAGCCUGGCCCCAGCUGUUAAUAAUUCUGUUGUGUUUGUGUGACUGGAAGCAAUGGCAGCACGAGGUGUCUUAUGCGGCAUAAUUUCCCGUCUGGUUUCCACUCGCAUUACCCAGAGAUCGCUCGUAGGUGUGCCUAUUAAGAGUUUUCACACGUCCUUUAUUCGACCAUGUGAGGCUGAUGAUCGAGGAAAGCCGCGAGCUGAGGAACGUGACCCAACUAAAGUCAGAGACCAGGUGAUACCCGUAGAGACCAGCAUCGCCUAUCUUGAAAGCGAAGCGUAUCAAAUAACUUACGGCGACAACCCAGUGUGGAAAGAGUACAGGAGAAACUUCAAAGGCCAUUAUCCACCAAACAAGACCAGGAAGACUUGCAUAAGACAAAACCUUAUUGCCACUGGAAAUCCUUGCCCGAUCUGCAGAGACGAGUAUUUAGUCGUGGACUACAGAAACCUCAAACUUCUUAAGCAGUUUAUCUCUCCAUAUACAGGGGCUGUUAUUGACUUCAAGAAAACGGGACUCUGCCAGAAGAGACAUAAAGAAUUGCUCAUUGCAAUUGAAAGGGCCAGAGAUUGUGGAUUGCUAACUUACGACGUUCCACAGCGAGUUUACAAUUACUCUGACUACUUAAAUAUUAAACAAUGAGAAUUUAGUGGA
This is a messenger RNA of Cloeon dipterum, 665 nucleotides long. RefSeq names its product mitochondrial ribosomal protein S18B (gene mRpS18B). The transcript is spliced from 5 exons. Gene Ontology annotation, cellular component: mitochondrion; ribosome. Lineage: Eukaryota; Metazoa; Arthropoda; Insecta; Ephemeroptera; Baetidae. Gene Ontology annotation, molecular function: structural constituent of ribosome. The record is from RefSeq and is a predicted model, not a curated record. Bases 63 to 653 code for a protein of 196 amino acids. Gene Ontology annotation, biological process: mitochondrial translation.